Molecule: messenger RNA, 3606 nt
Organism: Myotis daubentonii (Daubenton's bat)
Lineage: Eukaryota; Metazoa; Chordata; Mammalia; Chiroptera; Vespertilionidae
Gene: DCK
Product: deoxycytidine kinase
Exons: 8
Coding region: 539-1249 (236 amino acids)
Biological process (GO): nucleobase-containing compound metabolic process
Cellular component (GO): cytoplasm; mitochondrion
Molecular function (GO): deoxycytidine kinase activity; ATP binding
Source: RefSeq, a predicted model, not a curated record
UGCUCUCGCGGGAUUCUGCUUGCAGGUUGCGCCCAGCGGCCUCGGCCUGGGUGGGCGGGCGGGCGAACGCGGAGGGGUCCGAGCCUACCUUCGGAGCUGCGGCGGGGAGAGGCGUGGCCUCCCCUCUGGGCGGGCGGCCGCCUCCGCGCGCCAAAAUCAAAUCGGAGACCCGCCGGCGGGAGAGCCUGUGACGAUCCGGAGUCCAGCCUGCAGGGCGGCGGAGGCGCGAGCACCUGUGUCCACUUCCCAGCCACCUGCCUGACGCGCUCGGCCGCCCCCUAUCGAGGCAUGGCCACCCCACCCAAGAGGAGCUGCCCCUCUCCCGCGACCAGCUCGGAGGGAACCCGCAUCAAGAAAAUUUCCAUCGAAGGGAACAUCGCAGUCGGACUUUUAAAAAGCAAGGCAAGCAGAUGCUUUAGCAGCAUUCCAAGGAAUAGAAAAAAAGCUGGACAUACCCUCAAACAGGACAUUUGUUUCAUUGCUCUCGUAUUAAGGCACCAGUAGAAAAGAUCCAUAUACAGUUGGACCCUUGAACAACAUGCAUUUGAACUGUGCAGCUGCAGGGAAGUCUACAUUUGUGAAUAUCCUUAAACAAGUCUGCCAGGAUUGUGAAGUGGUUCCUGAACCUAUUGCCAGAUGGUGCAAUGUUCAAAGUACUCAAGAUGAAUUUCAGGAACUGACCACAUCUCAGAAAAGUGGUGGGAAUGUUCUUCAGAUGAUGUAUGAGAAACCUGAGCGAUGGUCUUUUACCUUCCAGGCAUAUGCCUGCCUCAGUCGCAUACGAGCUCAGCUUGCCUCUCUCAACGGCAAGAUCAAAGAUGCGGAGAAACCUGUAUUAUUUUUUGAACGAUCUGUGUAUAGUGACAGGUAUAUUUUUGCAUCUAAUUUGUAUGAAUCUGAAUGUAUGAAUGAAACAGAGUGGACAAUUUAUCAGGACUGGCAUGACUGGAUGAAUAACCAAUUUGGCCAAAGCCUUGAACUGGAUGGAAUCAUUUAUCUUCGAGCUAGUCCAGAGAAAUGCUUGAGUAGAAUAUAUUUACGGGGAAGAAAUGAAGAACAAGGCAUUCCUCUUGAAUAUUUAGAGAAGCUUCACUACAAGCAUGAUAGCUGGCUCCUGCACAGAACACUGAAAACCAACUUUGAUUAUCUACAAGAAGUGCCUAUCUUAAUAUUGGAUGUUAAUGAAGACUUUAAAGACAAACACGACAGUCUGGUUGAAAAGGUCAAAGAAUUUUUGAGCACUUUGUGAUCUUGCUGAAGACUUCAGGGAGAAAAAUGAUUCCAGACACUUCAGCUUUGUGUAUCUUUGUAGCUUUGUAUUUAUACAAGUCUCUUUAGAAAACCCAAGUGUUUAACCAUUUUUGUUCCAAGAAAAAAUGAUUUUUUAUGAGUCCUAUAUGAAAGUUUAUGACCAGCUUCUUCCCUCCCUCCUUCCCUCCCUCCCUCUCUCCCUUCCUUCCUUCUUCCUUCCUUCCUUCCUUUAUAUAAAAACCAGACAUUUAAUUAUCUCUCAUGGCAAGAAGUCUGGAGGUAGAUGGUUCCAGAAUCACUAUAGUGGCUAAAGGUCCUAUAUCACUAAGGACCCACGCUUCUCUGUCUUUCCCCUGUUAUCCUCCUCAGCAGGUUGGCUUUUUUCCUGGUGCUUCUCAUCUCAUUGUUGACUAGUUUCUUAACUGGAUUUCUUAACUGGAAACUUUGUUUCAUAGAAAAUGGUAAUGUGUCUGGUGUAAAUUAGCACAAAAAGUUGAAAAGUGGAAUUUAAGGAAAAAGAAUUGUUUUAUUUUAAGUACUUUGAUCCAUUGCCUUCCCUUCUAUCUCAAUUUAUGUGGAAGAUAAGAUCAGAUGUAAUAUUUAAUCCAUUGAUAUUUAUUAGUGUGUCUAUAAUAUAUUCAUAGAGGAGCAAGUUAGACUAUGAUCCCAGUUUGUAAUGGCAUACAUCUGUACUAUGGGUGAGACUUCAUCUUUUUGCAUGGGGUUUUGGAUGAUUAAAGAGGAAAUGUUUCUUAAAAUAUAACUCAUAAGCGCCCUACCUGGUUUGGCUCAGUGGAUAGAGCGGCCUGCAGACUGAAGGAUCCCAGGUUUGAUUCAGGUCAAGGGCACAUGCCCAGGUUACAGGCUUGAUCCCAAAUAGGGGGCAAGUAGGAGGCAGCCGAUCAAUGAUUUUCUCUCAUCAUUGAUGUUUUAAUCUCUCUCUCCCUAUCCCUUUCCCUCUCCCUCUGCCUCUGCCUCUCUGAAAUAAAUAAAAAUAUAUUUUAAAAAUAAUAAUAACUUAUAAGUGAAGGCCCGGUGAGGUGGCUAAGUUGAUUGGAUGAUAUCCUAUGCCAGUUCAAUUCCUGGUUCGGGCACAUGCCUGGUUUGAGGGUUCAGUCCCCAGUUGGGGCAUGUGCAGAAGGAAACCAAUUGAUGUUUCUCUCCUUUCCUCUCUCUAAGCAUGUCUUCGGGUAAGGAUUUAAAAAAAAAAAAAUUAAAAACAAUUACUGAAGGUUAUUACAUGAGUAAAUGAUUUUCAGACCAUUCUUUUACAAUGGAAUAUUACUAUUAUAGUUAAAAGAUUGGUUUAAACUAUGAUUAUCUUUAAAUAAUUUGAGGUGGGAGUAUAGAUUUCUCUACGUUUCUUCUCUUUUUUCAAAAAAAAUUUUUUUAAAUUGAUUUUAGGGAGAGAGGAAGGGAGAAGGAGAGAGAGAAACAUGGAUAUGUGAGAGAGAAACAUCAAUCGCUGCCUCCUGCAUGACCCCUACUGGGGAUCAAGCUAGCAACCUGGGCAUGUGCCCUGACCAGGAAUUGAACUAGAGACCUUUCCAUACAUGGGACGAUGCUCAACUAACUGAGCCACACCAGCCAGAGCUCUUCUCAUUUUAUAAGUAAAACAUUAGUGGAACAUAGUGAGAGAUACAUUUUUCCAUUUUAUUUUUUAUUGACUGCACUGGGAAUGAGCAGUCUUUUAUUACUUUUAUAUAGUUUGUAAGAAGUCAAAAGAAAGCCCUGACCAGUUUGGCUCAGUGGAUAGAGCGUUGGCCUGCGGACUGAAGGGUCCUGGAUUCGAUUCCAGUCAAGGGCAUGUACCUUGGUUGCGGGCACAUCCCCAGUAGGGGGUGUGUAGGAGGCAGCUGAUCGAUGUUUCUCUCUCAUCGAUGUUUCUAACUCUCUAUCUCUCUCCCUUCUUCUCUGUAAAAAAAUCAAAUAUAUUAAAAAAUAAAAAGAAGUCAAAAGAAAAACUGAAGACAAGGUUGAUAAUCUUAGGAGUGUCAUCUACUUAGUCCCCCCUAUUAUUUCCUGCCUCAUCCUGGUUUUGCUCCUGUCAGAAUUAAGUAGGCAGCCUGCUAUUGUAAACACACUUUCUGCUUUGAGAACAUUAUGAUUAUUCUUCACUUCAUGGUUGGCUUUGCUUCUCUGUCCCCCCUCUCCCUUUUUAAAGGAAAUUACUGAAAAUAAAUGAUCUUGCUUUGCUUUAUAUGUUACAUAUCUUGUAAGCAUUAUCAUUUUUUGACUAUAUAUUGGAAAAUAUAUUAAUGAAGAAAAAGGAUGAAAUAAGUGUAAUUUAAAAAAAUCUGCUUGGAUUCAUUUUUAUUCUGUAUAUAAUUAAAGAUUUUUUUAAGUUUGGUUAAA